Cydia fagiglandana is the source of this 951-nucleotide messenger RNA. RefSeq names its product probable RNA methyltransferase CG11342. Gene Ontology annotation, cellular component: cytoplasm. The coding region runs from base 155 to 883 and encodes 242 amino acids. The transcript has a single exon. Gene Ontology annotation, molecular function: RNA methyltransferase activity; O-methyltransferase activity. The record is from RefSeq and is a predicted model, not a curated record. Gene Ontology annotation, biological process: negative regulation of pre-miRNA processing. Lineage: Eukaryota; Metazoa; Arthropoda; Insecta; Lepidoptera; Tortricidae.
AUCCAGCGCAAAGCGCAACUAUACAAUAAAACUUUGAACGUGAACUUUGGAAAGCUAUUUCACACAGUUUUCUAAUGUAAAUUGGAAAUAUUACACACUCACAUACCAUUCCGGACUGAUACAGCACAAGAAUUAAGUAUCCAAAUAAGUUAUCAUGACAAGUGAAGAUCUAAAUCAUCUAGGUAAUGAUCCUGGUGCUGUGAAAUUUGGUAAUUUUAUCAACUAUUACUCAUUCCAUAAUGUGGAGCACAGAACGAAUAACUUAAACAAACAAAUGUUCCCCGCACCUGCAGCUAAUGAACCAUUCUUGUGCUUAGACAUUGGCUGCAACACGGGAGAACUUACAAAAGACUUAUAUCAAUACUUGAAAACAAUUUACCCAGAAAAUGAUAUACACAUGCUGGCCGUUGACAUUGACCCAACACUGAUCGCAAGAGCACAAGAAACAAUUCAAAUCCCUAAUAUUACAUUUAUAACUUGCAAUAUUAUGUCUGAUAAUGACCAGAAAACAAUUAAAGACUAUUUGAAAGGCUAUCAGAAAAAGAGAUUUGAUGUAACUUUCUGUUUUUCUGUCACAAUGUGGAUACAUCUUAAUAAUGGAGAUGAUGGUCUAUUAGAUUUUAUCAACUAUAUAAAAAAAAAAUCUAGAUCAAUUAUUAUAGAGCCGCAACCAUGGAAAUGUUACAGAAAUGCCCAAAGAAGAUUGAAAAAAUCUGGUAGCACAUUCCCCUUAUAUGAUUCAUUAAAAAUCAGAAGCGAUGUGGAGUUUGUCAUAGAAAAUAAGGUUAAUGAAGGCACACAUGAGAAAGUAUGUGGUUCUCUGAACCCAUCAUGGAAUAGAAAGAUUUUAAGUUUUCAUAACAAGGAAUUGAUUACAGAAUAAAAAAAGUAUUUUGUAGAUAAUAAUCAUUUUUAUUGUUUAUUUAUAAUAAAAAAUAUGGAUAAAGUGAA